Messenger RNA from Ricinus communis (castor bean), 6152 nucleotides. Its product is annotated as protein NETWORKED 1A. Gene Ontology annotation, molecular function: actin filament binding. Gene Ontology annotation, cellular component: plasma membrane. NCBI's taxonomy places the organism in Eukaryota, Viridiplantae, Streptophyta, Magnoliopsida, Malpighiales, Euphorbiaceae. The coding region runs from base 521 to 5986 and encodes 1821 amino acids. The record is from RefSeq and is a predicted model, not a curated record. The transcript has 5 exons.
UUGUUUCCUAUCUGUACGGUACUCAUUCAUUGUCAGCUUUUUCUUUAAAAAAUUUGUUUUUUACAGUCACUAUAACUCUUACCAAAUUGAUAUAAUACAAAUGGCUCACCGUAGAGAGAGAAAGCUAGAGCCUUUGUGUUUUGAGUGUUUUGGGAUUUAGAGAGAGAAAAUGGGGUGAGUAGGACUAAUGUGCAGCUGGGAGAUUAGCAUUUCAGCUGCUGAUCACUACCCAUCACUGAGUUUCAAUCUUUUGGUUUAAAGAUCCGAAUUUCACCUUGAAUCUACAAAUUGAAGUUUACUGAAUAAAUUCCAUUAUCUGGAGAAGUAGUGGUUUGCUGUUCAAUUGAGCAGGUUCAAGAAGUGAAACAGAGAUCUAGCAGGCUUCUUUAGAGUAAAUUAGGUUGUUAGAAGAAGUUGCAUCAUUAGUCUGGCCUGGAUCCAUUACUUGGGUUUUUAUUACUGGUGCAAGGACCAGAGCUUUGCAAAGUCAGUACCAGUUGCUUUGCUGUUGGCUGGAAUCAUGGCAACUUUAUCACAUUCUGAAUCUAGGCGACUGUAUUCUUGGUGGUGGGACAGCCAUAAUAGUCCCAAGAAUUCAAAAUGGCUUCAGGAAAAUCUUACAGACAUGGAUGCCAAAGUCAAAGCAAUGAUUAAGCUCAUUGAAGAAGAUGCGGAUUCAUUUGCAAGGAGGGCAGAAAUGUACUAUAAAAAGCGGCCAGAGUUGAUGAAAUUGGUCGAGGAGUUCUACCGAGCUUACCGUGCACUGGCAGAGAGGUAUGAUCAUGCAACUGGGGAGCUUCGCCAGGCCCAUCGAACCAUGGCAGAAGCAUUUCCAAACCAAGUACCUUAUGUGCUGGCUGAUGAUUCACCCUCAGGUCUGGAGGGUGAGCCUCACACACCAGAAAUGCCACACCCAAUCCGUGCACUGCUUGACCCAGAUGAUUUGCAUAAGGACUCGCUGGGACUCUCCUCGGUCAACCCAUAUGCCAUGAAAGGUAAUGGAGGAUAUUUAGAAGGAUCGGACUCUAAAAUAAGCAAAAGGGGCUUGAAACAGCUAAACGAGAUGUUUGGAUCAGGAGGAGCAGUUUCAAAAAGUUCAGAAGGAAAUCUGAAAAGAUCUCCAAAUUUUCCUGAAGCAGUGGAAUGUGAAAAUGAAAAGCAAGCCGAAAUUGAAGUUCAAAACUUGAAAAAAACUCUUGUAGAGAUUAAAGCUGAAAAGGAAGCUCUUCUUCUUCAAUACCAGAAGACCUUGGAGAAGUUAGCUAGCAUGGAGAGAGACCUAAAGGAAGCUGAGGGGCUAGAUGAACGAGCAAGCAGAGCUGAAAUUGAAGUUAAAAUCCUGAAAGAUACCCUUAUUAAAUUAGAAGCUGAGAGGGAUAUUGGUCUUCUUCAGUACACUAAAUGCUUGGAAAGAAUAUCCAGUCUGGAGAAUAUGUUAUCUCUAGCACAAGAGGAUGCAAAGGGCCUUAGCGAGAGAGCCAUUGGAGCAGAAGUAGAAGCUCAAAGUCUCAAGCAAGAAAUUUCUGCCCUGGAGACUGAAAAGAAAGCUGGUCUUCUUCAGUACAAUCAAUGUCUGGAGAUGAUAUCCAUUUUGGAGAAUAAGAUCUCUGUUGCAGAGACAGAUGCCAGAAUGCUCAAUGAGCAAACUCAAAGAGCAGAAUUUGAAAUUGAAGCAUUAAAGAAAGAUCUUGCUAGACUGAAAGAAGAGAAAGCAGCUGCAGAACUUCGGUACGAUCAGUGUUUGGAGAGAAUAGCUAAAAUGGAAUGUGAAAUUUUUCAUGCCCAAGAAGAUGUCAAAAGACUGAACAGUGAAAUUCUUACGGGAGCUGCUAAACUGAAAAGCGUAGAAGAACAGUAUUUUCUGCUAGAGAACUCAAACCAGACUUUGCAGUUGGAGGCAGACAAUCUGACACAGAAGAUAGCCACAAAAGAUCAACAACUGUCAGAGAAAGAAAAUGAACUGGAGAAACUUCAGAGUUCACUGCAGAAUGAGCAGUCACGAUUUCUUCAAGUUGAAGCUGCUUUGCAAGCUUUGCAGAAGUUGCAUUCCCAAUCUCAGGAGGAGCAAAAAGCUUUGGCAAUAGAACUCCAGAAGAGGCUCCAAAUGUUGAAGGACUUGGAGAUAUGCAACAAUGACCUGCAGGAAGACCUCCAGCGGGUUAAGGAAGAUAACUGGAGCCUCAGUGAAUUGAACAAUUCUUCCAGAAAUUCAAUAAUGAAUCUGCAAAAUGAAAUUUAUAGCCUGAAGGAAAUGAAAGAUAAACUCGAAAAAGACCUCUCCCUGCAACUGGCCCAAAGUAAUUCCCUGCAGCAAGAGAUUUACCAUUUGAAGGAGGAGAUCGAAGGCUUGAAUAGGAGAUAUCAGGCUUUAGUACAGCAAGUGUGCUCAGUAGGCCUGGAUCCUGAGUGCCUCAAUUCAUCAAUCAGGGACUUGCAAGACGAGAACUUGAAGCUAAAAGAAAUCAGCACAAAGGACAGGAGUGAAAAGGAAGAUCUGUAUGACAAGUUGAGAGACAUGAGUAAGCUUUUGGAGAAGAAUUUAGCUUUGGAGAGAUCUCUGUCUGAAUUGCAUAUCAAGUUGGACGGAUCGAGAGAAAGGGUCAAAGAGUUGCAGGAGUCCUGCCAGUUUCUUCAAGGAGAAAAAUCUGGUAUUGUUGAUGAAAAAACCAUCCUGCUGUCUCAGUUGCAAAUUAUGACUGAGAAUAUGCAAAAGCUCUUGGAGAAAGAUGCCUUGCUGGAAAGUUCACUCUCUCAUGCAAACAUUGAACUUGAAGGUCUGAGGGAAAAGUCAAAAGGCUUGGAAGAAUUAUGUCAGAUGCUAAAAAAUGAGAAAUCCAAUCUUCAAAAUGAAAGAAGCACUCUGGUGACUCAGCUAGAAAAUGUUGAACAGAGACUGGGAAACCUAGAACUGAGAUUUACAAGACUAGAAGAAAGAUAUAAUGAUCUGGACGAGGAGAAAAAAAUGAUGCUUUGUGAAGUAAAAGAACUGCAGAGUUACCUUGGCUUAGAAAAAAAAGAGCGUGUGUGUUAUAUGCAGUCUAGUGAGUCUCGAUUGGCAGAUCUGGAAAACCAGGUCCAUCUGCUGAAAGAGGAAAGCAAGUUGAUUAAAAAAGAAUUUGAAGAAGAACUAGAUAAGGCAGCAAAUGCGCAGGUUGAGAUCUUCAUCUUGCAGAAGUUUAUACAAGAUUUGGAGGAGAAGAACUUAUCCCUGUUGAUUGAAUGCAAGAAACAUGUUGAGGCAUCCAAAAUGUCAAAUAAACUGAUAACAGAGCUGGAGACCGAGAAUCUUGAGCAGCAGGUGGAAGUGGAAUUCUUGUUGGAUGAAAUUGAAAAGCUGAGAAUGGGAGUUCAUCAAGUGUUAAGAGCAAUUCAAUUUGACAUGGAUAAUGAGCAUGAAGAUGACAUUGAAGAAGGGCAAAUUCCUUUUCUACAUAUUCUGGACAACAUUGAGGACCUAAAAGGUUCAGUCCUGAAAAAUGAGGAAGAGAAUCAGCAACUGGUCGUUGAGAACUUGGUGCUCUUGACUUUACUUGGAGAAUUAAGAUCAGAAGGUGCUGAACUUGAGUCAGAGAAGAAAGUUCUUAAUCAGGAGUUUGAGAUGUUGACAGAGCAGUGUAGCUUGCUGGAAAAGGGUAAGCAUGAACUUGGGGAGAUGAAUAGGCAAUUGAGGUUGGAAUUAAGUGAGGGAGAGCAGCAAGAGCAAGUACUAAAGGCAAAAUUAGAAACUCAGCAUGUGAAUCUUGCAAAAUUGCAGGGUUCAUACCUGACAUUGCAAGAAGAGAACAUUAAGGCACUUGGAGAAAACAGAUCUUUGCUCAAGAAAUUCUCAGAUCUGAAAGAGGAAAUGCUUAUACUAGAAGAGGAAAACAGUGUCAUUCUACAGGAAGUACUAUCUCUCCAUAGUGUAUCAACAGUUUUUAAGAGCUUUGGGACUAAGAAAGUUGAGGAACUUGAAGCACUUUGUGAAGAUCUCAGCUGUUUCCGUGUGGCUAACAGUGAUCUCAAGAAGAAGGUCAAGAUGUUGGAGCAGAAGCUUGAAGCCAAGGAAACAGAGAGUUUACAUCUUAAUGAAACAAUUGAGAAGUUACACCAGGAGCUGCAAGAAGGAAACGAUUUAAGUGAUCAAUUAAACUAUCAAAUUUUGAUUGGACAGGAGUUUGUCAGACAGAAAGCUGCUGAGCUUUUAGAAGUGGAACAGAAGCUUAAGGCUUCACACAACUUAAAUGCAGAGUUGUACAGAAUAAUUGAGGGGCUGAAAAAGGAAUGUGACGAAGCAAGAUUAGCAAGAGAGAACAUAGAGAAGCACAUUCUUGAACUGUCCACAGAUAGCAUAAGUCAGAAAAAGGAAAUUGAGUGUCUUAAAGAAGCAAAUGAAAAUCUGGAGUCAGAAGUGGGUAUAUUAUGUAAGGAAAUUGAAGAACAGAGGACUAGAGAGGAGAACUUGAGUUUGGAGUUGCAAGAGAGAAGCAAUGAGUUUCAACUCUGGGAGGCUGAGGCUUCAUCAUUCUAUUUUGACCUUCAGAUAUCCUCUGUACGUGAAGUCUUGCUUGAAAAUAAAGUUAAUGAGCUGACUGCUGUUUGUAAGAGUCUUGGAGAUGAAAAUGCCACCAAAGAUAGCACAAUUGAGCAGAUGAAAGAAAGAUUUGGAUUCUUAGAAACUGAAAUUGGACAACUGAAAGUUCAGUUGUCUGCAUAUGCUCCAGUCAUAGCUUCUCUAAGAGAUAACAUUGAGUCUCUUGAAUGCAAUGCCCUUCUUUGCACAAGAUCGUUUUCAGCUGAAAUUCAAGGACAGAUGGGUGUUAAAACAGCUGUACAAUCUCAGGACAGAAACAAUCAAGAACUCAUGCACAACGAAACAAUGCCAGAUGGAGUUUCAGAUUUGCUCAAGAUACAAAAUAGGGUUAAAGCAGUUGAGAACGUCAUGGUCACAGAAAUGGAUAGGCUUGUAAUGCAGGAAAGAUUAAACACUGAUGUUAAGCGAGAACCUCCUGUGAAAGGGGCUGAAUUGGAAUUGAUAUGUCGAUCAAAUAGAGAGAAGGACUUCAGGAAGGAAGAGGAGGAACUCGAUGAUGAUCCAACUGAUAAUUCUAAGUCGUAUAUAAGCAAAGCCAGAAUUUCUGAUGUGAAGAAUGGGAUUUGGAUGAAAGAUAUCCCACUUGAUCAGGUUUCAGAUUGUUCAUUAUACGGAAGAAGCAAGAGGGAGAAUGCUGAGACUGAUAAUCAGAUGCUCGAGUUGUGGGAAUCUGCUGAACAUGAGGGAAGCUUUGAUCCAGUGGCUGGUGUCACCCAGAAGCAGGCAGCUGCACAGUUAGCGAAUGUUAAUGCUCGGUUCAAAGGUAGCAACCACAAGAGUCGGAAUCCCUCUUUAGAGUUACAGGUGGAGAGGGAAGUGGGAAUUGACAAGCUAGAGGUGUCUACAAGCAUCAAGAAAGAGCCCAAUCUAAAAGGGAGCAGAGGAAAGAUCUUGGAGAGACUUGCCUCUAAUGCCCAGAAAUUAACGUCUCUUCAAACAACUGUGGCAGAUUUGAAAAAGAAAAUGGAAAUGAAGAAGAGGAGCAAGAAGGCCAAUGGCCUUGAAUUUGAACGAGUGAAGAGGCAGUUACAAGAAGUUGAAGAGGCUGUUGAGCAGUUGGUUGAUGCUAAUGAUCAAUUAACAAAAGAAAUGGAAGAGAGUCCCUCAUCUUUAGAAGAAAACACUUCGAUAGCAUCUCAAGACACUGGCAAUGUUGUUAGAAAUAGACUGACAGAACAAGCACGGAAAGGAUCUGAAAAGAUAGGAAGGUUACAGUUCGAGUUACAGAGCAUCCAGUACAUGCUGCUAAAAAUGGAGGAUGAAAGGAAAAACAAAAGUAAACACAGGUUUCCAGGAAGUAGAACAGGCAUCAUUUUGAGGGACUUUAUUUACAGUGGUAGCAGGAAAAGUCCCAGAAGGUGGAAGAAGGGUUGCUUCUGUGGCUGCGCAAGGCCUUCAAACCAUGAUGAUUGAAGUAACUGGUCAAGGAAAAGCCUAUCGUUAUUGUUAAAAUCUUUGAAAUGUUCCUGAUGCUAUAGUUGUACAUUUCUUGGAUUAGUUAGACUGUAUCUGUUCUUUUAGCUUAGGAGAAAGCUAAGAACCAGCCUGAUCUAGCAAUAAUAAGCUGUUUCCCUCAUCA